CACGAGUUAGCGGUGGCUUUGGAAUCUAAAGAACAUCAUGCUGAAAGUUGCAGUAAUCGUACUCCUCGUUACCAUGACAACGUUGUCUUAUGGGAAGACGGUGUCUGUCAACACUCUUGUGAAGGUACCCAGCGCAGUCUACCCGACGAUGUAUAUCAAAGCAGUGAAACAAGAACGACGAAUUGGAUUCCUCAAGUUCACAAACAAAGUGCUGCGCUACACGGGAGCAGUGAGCUGCUCAUUGAACUGGCAAGACUGGGCUGGUGUGGGGAGACGAAAACGAAUGUGCUCCUCUUUGAUGCUCAUCCUGCUCCGAGCCUACUGUCAGUGGCUAGUGGACGCGGGGGUGCAGCCCCUCGACAGCUUCUGCUACGAACCGCCGCUGAAUUUCAAACAACAGUGACGUGAGCAGGACACACACCACAAGACAUUACCUCACAAACGUCAUCAUCAUCAUCAUCAUUAUCCACUUUACCUGAAGACAGCACCAGUCGUCCCAAGAAAACAAGGCUUAGAAUAUAUGACUUUUCUUUGUGGAUACUCAGAAAAUGAUAACAUUUCUCAUAAACAUCGUCCACAGAAUAACUUCACUUGAAGACAGCACAAGUCAUCCCAUGAAAACAAGACUUAGAAUACUCUGAAAAUACCUUAUGGAUACUCAGAAAAUUCGACACCGAACACUAAGAAGUUUAAAUACAUUAGCAGUAAACUAAUAAUUAUGUUAUUCGAAGAUAAAACUCGAGAAUACAUGAAGCAGAGAGUGCAAAACAGGUCAUUUCUGGAAGACAUAUCUUCUUGUAUCAAACCUUUUUGUACCAAACCUAAAACUACGUUCCCUGGAAUAUUUUUAUUAUUUAAGCAUAUAGAACAGAAAAUCCAAUUACGUUUGGUGCAUAUAUGACGCCGCACUCCGCAUUGGUUUCACCACGCUAGCUUAUCCAGGUGAAAAACAAAGCCAGUAUUUCGAAAGUGGGACACUUUUGACGGGCUCCUACCGAUCUCGGUUUUCAUUGG
This is a messenger RNA of Gigantopelta aegis, 1014 nucleotides long. RefSeq lists its product as uncharacterized. Bases 38 to 403 code for a protein of 121 amino acids. The transcript has 2 exons. Lineage: Eukaryota; Metazoa; Mollusca; Gastropoda; Neomphalida; Peltospiridae. The record is from RefSeq and is a predicted model, not a curated record.